Molecule: messenger RNA, 1051 nt
Organism: Paramecium sonneborni
Lineage: Eukaryota; Ciliophora; Oligohymenophorea; Peniculida; Parameciidae
Source: the annotation of a GenBank genome assembly
AGAAGCAUUGUAAAUGUAUGAUUAGGCCAUUAACAGGAAUCCUGAUUUUUUUGGUCAUUUUUAUUCUUAAAAAGGUAAUGCUCGAAAAAUUAAAAAUAGCUAUGACGCUUCGUUAAAUAAAUCGAUAUGAAGAAGCAUUAUAAUUUUAUGAUUAUGCUAUUGAUAGCAGUCCCGAUGUUGAUGGUUAUUAUGGAGCAAAGGGUAAAAUUUAACCAUAAAUAUAGCUGAUACACUUCGAGAUAUGAAUAGAUAUGAAGAAGCAUUAUAAUUCUAUGAGUAAGCUAUUAAUAGAAAUCCUGAGAACGGUAAUUAUUAUGCAACAAAAGGUAUAAACUUUAAACAUUAAAAUAGCUUAUACUCUUUGCUAAUUGAAUCGACAUGAAGAAGCAUUAAAAUUUUAUGAUUAUGCUAUAAAUAUAAAUCCUGAAGAUGAUGAUAAUUAUGCAUUAAAAGGUAAAAUUUUUAACAUUAAAUUAGCUGAAACACUUUGUUAAAUGAACCGAUAUGAAGAGGCAUUAUAAUUCUAUGAUGAGGCUAUAACUAGAAAUCCUUAUAAUUCUGAUAAUUAUGCAUAAAAAGGUAAAAACUUUACAUUGAAAAUAGCUGAUCUACUUCGUUAAAUGAAUCAAUUUGAAGAAGCAUUAGAGUUCUAUGAUUAGGCAAUUGAUAUAAAUUCUGAUGAAGUUGAGUAUUAUUCAUAAAAAGGUAAAAAAAUUAUACGUUAAAAAUAGAUAAUCUACUUCGUUAAAUGAAUCGACAUGAUGAAGUACUAAAGUAAUAUGAUAAGUCUCUCGAUCAUCAUCUUGAUGAUGUUAAUUAUUAGGAUUAAAAAGGUUGAAACUUAUAUUUAAAAAUAGCUGAUAGACUUUAAGAAAUAAAUAAACAUUUUACUUGUCAAAACAGUCAAUUCAUUCUUGAUCAACAAUUCAAAUAACAAUUAUCUAAUUAUCAAUCAAUUGAUAGGAACUCUGAUAAUUCUAAUAUUUUUAGAUUGAGCAUUAAUAAAACUUAUAAAAAAUAUUAAAUAUAUUAUUUAUAAUUAAAAUUCUGA